Penicillium argentinense is the source of this 330-nucleotide messenger RNA. RefSeq lists its product as uncharacterized. Lineage: Eukaryota; Fungi; Ascomycota; Eurotiomycetes; Eurotiales; Aspergillaceae. The record is from RefSeq and is a predicted model, not a curated record. The transcript has a single exon. Bases 1 to 330 code for a protein of 109 amino acids.
AUGGAAUCGCGCCUAAAUCCCUCUCAGGCGCGGAUGAAGAAUGGCAAAAGUGUGGAGAAAUGCCGAGUGUGGACCGAGUGGCGGAUCAUCUCAACCCCAAGUCUCCAGACUCUUCUCGACUUCCAACCGUCCCGCGCGUUCCCCGGCCUGUCUCUCGACCAGGCGUCUCUUCCUCGAGUAUUUGAGCACGCCGUCUCCGAUUGCGAUACACCAUCGUUUGCUCCUUGCUCUCGGCCGCUAGUCGUCGCCCGACCGGUUUCCGAUUCCCGACACCUGCGCUUCUGCCUCCCUUUCGGACCGGCCCUGUACGCGCGGCGCGAAGCCAUUUGA